Messenger RNA from Ostrea edulis (European flat oyster), 807 nucleotides. RefSeq lists its product as uncharacterized. Lineage: Eukaryota; Metazoa; Mollusca; Bivalvia; Ostreida; Ostreidae. The coding region runs from base 145 to 807 and encodes 220 amino acids. The transcript has 8 exons. The record is from RefSeq and is a predicted model, not a curated record.
CAAGCGAUAAACUUUAAAUGUCUUACCGAAGUCAUAUGACUUGGUACAUUGAAAUAUAUGUAGUACGUCAAGAAGGCAUGCGCAAUAUGCAAGACAGAAGCCCAAUGACUUUCGACGAUUCUUUCAUAUGAUCGCCAGUUAACAAUGAAUGUUUUAUAUCUUCUCCAAUUUCUUGAUUUCGCGCAUUCCAUUGCUUCAUAUACACCUCAGUUUUGCCAAGAAGCUGUAAAUACCAUAAAACAAGUUCCCUCUUGUCCUAUUACACAGCAAGAUAGAGAAAAUGCUGCAAAGGAGAAGGAUUGUGAAAAGUAUUCUCAUCAUCAGAAUUGUUCCAAAGCCACUGACUUUAUGUAUCAUUGUGUAAUAAACGAGAACGAAAAUAAAUUGUUAGAAGUUUGCGCUCCUACACGGUAUAUUCUCGGUUUCUGUACGGAAUUCAAUGUUAUAGGAGGGAGGAUACAGGAUCAUUAUUCUGCUGAAUGUAGCACAUUUAACCCACCUUGUCCGGGACGAUAUAUUUCAACGGAUGCAUACCUUUAUAAAUCAUGUUAUGGCUUGGUUGAAACAUCAGAGGAAUCAUAUGUAGCAAACAUGACGUCAACAACCAUUGGCAGCAAUAACGUAACAAGUAUACACGGAGACAGUACCGAUUCUAUUUUAAUUUGGCUGUUGCCUGUUGUAGUAGCUUCCUUGGUAUUGGCUUUAGCUUUAGUCUUAUGGAUUUGUUGGAAGAAACGACAGUCAAAGAGACAGAGAAUGUAUAUGAAAGACACAAGGAAUGUUCUUCCUGUAGAGAUAUUCUUUUGA